UAACGAAUCGGUUGGAUGAUUGAUUGUUCGCAGAUCUUCGGUAGCAAGGCGGACCUGCAGCUCCACACGCAGAUCCACAUGCGCGAGGCGAAGCCGUACAAAUGCACCCAGUGCUCGAAGGCGUUCGCGAACUCCUCGUACCUGUCCCAGCACACCAGGAUCCACCUGGGCAUCAAGCCGUACCGCUGCGAGAUUUGCCAGCGGAAGUUCACCCAACUGAGCCACCUACAGCAGCACAUCCGCACGCACACCGGUGACAAACCGUACAAGUGCCGGCAUCCAGGCUGCACCAAGGCGUUCAGCCAGCUGAGCAACUUGCAGAGCCACUCCCGCUGUCACCAGACCGACAAGCCGUACAAGUGUAACUCUUGCUAANNNUUCUCCGACGAGCCCAGCUUGCUCGAGCACAUACCGAAGCACAAGGAAUCGAAGCACCUUAAGACGCACAUCUGCCAGUACUGCGGCAAGAGUUACACCCAGGAGACGUAUCUUGCGAAGCACAUGCAGAAACACGCGGAGAGGACGGACAAGAGACCUCCUAUAAUCGGGACGGGGCUUAGGCCGUCGAUCCACGCGAUGGCGGCCCAUCAUCAGGACCACUACUGGCCGAAAGUGAGCCCGGACUCGGUAAUCAGCGAUCUUCACGACCGGUUGCCCCAUCACCACACCGACUACCAUCAGAACCAGAACCCAGAGAUGCUGUUGCCCGGCCACGGCCACCGUGGCGAGUCGAUCGAGAACGAUUCCAGGCAACAGACCCCUCAACCGGGCGCCAAUCACCACCCGAACAGCAGUUCGGCGUUCACGCCGAUCUCCUCCAUCUCGAUAAACUCGAUCUCCUCCAUGCAACACCCGUUGAACCCUCUCAACCACCUGCACUACCCGGCCAGCCAUCACCCGGCCUCGAGGCCCUACCUCUACGAGGCGUUCAACUCGACGCAGAAAUCCUCCCCAGCGUCCUCGUCGUCCGGGGUCACGUCCGGCACAACCACCAAUCAGAACGCGACCUCGUUCCCCAAUCAAUUGAUCAGCCUCCACCAGAUCAGGAACUACGCGCAUCAACCUAACCUCGGCAACCUAGGCAAUUUAGGGAACCUAGGCAAUCUGAGCAAUCUCAGCAAUCUGAGCGCGACGAUGGAGAGCCACGCUCUCCUAGGCGGACUCAAGGAGAAGCAGUAACUCCGGCUGGUCUUGGAGAUUAGGAACAAAAAAAAAGAAAAAAGAAGAAAAGAAAAGAAAAGAAAAAAAAAGAAAAAAUCUAUAUCGCUAUUUCUCCUCGAUUUCUUUUUUUCUUUAUCCGCGUACACUCGGUGUUCCAUGUUCAUCCCGCGUCCUUGUCGUCUCUCCUCCCCCCCCCCCUCUCCUCCCCAGUUUUUCAAGAGAAAAACCUGCGCGAGGGGCCAGCCAACUCGAACGACGCGUCUCCCCUACGGCAAUUCUUUUUUUUUUUUUUUUUCUCCUCCGCCGAUAGAUCCGACGCGUCGAUCGAAUUCGCCGCUCCUAGGCGCCCGAUCUCUCUCUUCCCUUUUUACUUUUGUAAAAAGAUCCCGUAGAAAAUUCUGUGACCAUUUUUUUUUUUUUUUUUUUUUUUAGAAAAAAUAACCUUGUUGUUGUACGAUGCGUGCAAAAUCGUUCCUGUCUUUUCUUUCUCCGAGCUCGGGUGACCGAGGGUGGCCAAUCGCUCGAGGAUGAUCGUUAGAUUGAAAUUUUUACUUAGUUUUAAGUAAAGAAAUUAUUAAGAAAGGAUUUUUACGCGCGUUGUAUCCGUACACAUUCGUCAGUUGUACGUAUAAAAAGAUUUUCCAAGUUUUCCUAUUUCGAUAGGAAAUUUUCUUUUACGUUUUAAACGUAACGAUUAUCUUUUUCUUUUAUCGUUAACCAGUUAGCCAAUCUCUUACCAGUUAGUCAAAAAAAAAAAAAAAAACCUUCUCUUUUCCAAGAAGAAUUCUAAACAAACGAGAAUGAUCGAGGGGAAAAAACAAAAAAAAAAAAAAAAAAAAAAAAAAAGAAAAAAAAAAAAAAAACCUUCUCUUUUCCAAGAAGAAUUCUAAACAAACGAGAAUGAUCGAGGGGAAAAAACAAAAAAAAAAAAAAAAGAAAAGAAAAAAGAAAUCCUACAUCCUAUCGUUCCAUCCGGUGAAGUAUUAUUAAUCUUCUCGAAAAAAGCAUUCGCGAGACGAAUGCAAAUCGGCGACUUUUAAUCGCUCCAAUGCGACCGUGCAUCCAUGCAUGAAGAACGAAUAUUAGAAAGUAACCCUGUUCGGCACGGUAUCGAUCACGGCUUCCCAUCGAUCGAUCCAGCGGCAGGAUCGAUCGAGCCUCCCCAGUGUAACCGGCCGUUUAGCCUGAUUAACUUUCACGUUCGUGAAGUUAGAUAGAAAGUAGCUUGGAAAGAUAAUCGACGGGCGUGUUUCUCGAUGUCCUCGGCGAAUAGUCACCCAGACAUCCAGGGAUCCAUGCUGGCACAGAAAUCCUGACGCAUUUCCUAGUGAAACUAUUUUCGAGGGACGUCCCACCCGAGUUCCAACCGAACACUUUUCCUCCACCCUUCGAAAUUUCAUCCAUGAAAAGUCUCCUUGGGAUGCGAAUAUACAUAUAUAUAUAUAUAUUUCAGAGAGUAAAACUCUCGGGAAAGUUGAGAUUAUUUUUCGCAAGUGAGAAAAAUAAGUGCGUGGAGAGUGAUUUUGUUGCAAACGAUAAUUUUUAUUCUCGUCUUGGAAAAUUUUACUUGGCGAAAAAUAAUUCUCGCGAAAGCGACUCGCGCCCCAAGGAUGCGAUAACAAUAAUUUCCUUUCCAGGUAAUUCCUCCUGUAUUUUUUUUCUUUAUCUUUUUUCCACUUCUUUUUUUUUCUUUCUGGUACUACUUGAUGACUCGGUGGUCCCAUCGACGAUCAUGUAAUUUGGUAUUAAUAAUUUUAACUCGAUUGGCGCGUAUCCGUCUCCUACGUACAAUUUUCGUUUAUGAUUUUUUUUUUUUUUUUCUUCUCGAGUUCGAGUGUUAAAGAUCCGUGGAAUUUUGAUUUAAAUUUUUCAUGGAUUUCGUUAUCACGACGAUUCGUGAAUGGUAUUUUUGGUCUUUUAUCACUUUGGGGCAGGCGACUUUGUUGGUUAGCCUCGUUACACGUACGUGAUACGUGUGUAAAAUAUCUCCGUGAUACCACCGCUUUUGACCCUUUUCCUCUAAAUUCCACUACGAUGGAAUGCAUUGGGUUAUUGGUUUAAAUUACAAAGCUGUCGUAUAACUUUAUUAUCUUCGUUGAAUUAUUAUUUCGAAAAGUUCUCUUUCAAAAUUCCAACUGGCCAACAGAACUAGGAAUCGCGAUCAUAAACAAAUUACUAAAGAAUCACGCAAAUCAAUGAAUCAACGAGUUAGCAGCUCUCGAGAGCGACAAUGUUUCUAUGUUCCAUUAAAGAGAAAUUGAUUUAAAUUAUAAGGUCGUAAAGUUCCAAAGUUCCCUUGAUUGCCGGUGGAGGAACGAAAGAAAAGUGGGAGGGGGAAAUCUGUAUAACCAAGAAUCGAUGGGACCGCCGACAAUUCCGUUCUUUUCGCUUUUCUGCCUCCCAGGAGCAUCGUACGUAAGAGGGAAUAGCAAAGCCAGGAGAAAUCGUGUCGUGGAGUAGAGCUAUUUUCCAAGGGGUGGCUCAC
This is a messenger RNA of Apis dorsata (giant honeybee), 3646 nucleotides long. RefSeq names its product zinc finger protein rotund-like. NCBI's taxonomy places the organism in Eukaryota, Metazoa, Arthropoda, Insecta, Hymenoptera, Apidae. Gene Ontology annotation, molecular function: DNA-binding transcription factor activity, RNA polymerase II-specific; RNA polymerase II cis-regulatory region sequence-specific DNA binding. Gene Ontology annotation, biological process: regulation of DNA-templated transcription. The record is from RefSeq and is a predicted model, not a curated record.